AUGGCGGGGAUCCUCGACAGGCGCAUUUGGUGCGGCGUGGCCCUGCGCACCCUGCUGGCUGGGCUCGGUGCCGCCCCCCGGCUCGUGGGCAGGGUGGAGAUCGCGUCGCCGCUCAGCAGCCUUGUGCGCGUGCGGGAGGGCCUCGCGCUGGGCGACCAGGGGCUGUCGCCAUACACGGGGGAUGCGUACCAUGGGCCACCCCUGGCACUAUCCGUCUUUUCAGGCGUCGCCAGGCAUCCAUUGUGGAGCCUGGCGCCCUUGAUUGCCGCGGACGUGGCCAGCGCUGCGCUGCUUUCCAGGCUGGCCCAGCUUUGGGGACUGUCACCCGGGUGGAAGAGCGCUGGCGUUCUGUACUUGUUGAAUCCCCUGACGGUGUUGGCAUGCGUGGGGGGUUCCUUGGGGUCCAUCGAGAACCUCUUGGUGUACGUUAGCAUUUACGGAGGGGCCACGUCGAACAUACCCCUGUGUGCGUUCGGCUUGGCGGCGGCAGCUUAUUGGGGACUGCAUCCCUUGCUGUUAAUGCUUCCACUAUGCCAAUUGAUGUACAUUGGGGUGGAACCUGCAACUGUGAUCUGCAUCCAUGGAUUGACAGGCGGGUCAGCACACCAACCUGCAGAGGGCUUGUCACGGUUCUCCCCAGUGCCCACAGCAAGGGGCAGAGAAAAGCCACCAAGGAAAGGAUGGCCAGGGCUACUGUUGUUCCUGUGCUAUGUAGCCUUUUGGAUUGCGUUCCUGUGUGUGCUGUCAGAGGUGGCUUUGAGGAAGUUCAAAGAGCAUUCCUGCAGGUCCUGGGUGCUUGGAAUUCGAGGGUCUGCUGAAUGUGCAGAGCAUGCUGAUGACUGGAGAUAUAGAAGUGCAGCGAAACACUGGAUGGCAGAGACAUAUGGUUUUAUGUUGCGGGUUGAGGACCUCACGCCAAACAUUGGACUGUUUUGGUAUUUCUUCACUGAGAUGUUCGACAAUUUCAGAUCCUUUUUCAUCUUUGUGUUUCAUUCUCUAUCCGUGCUGUUCUUGGUGCCAAUGAUGGUCCGCAUGCCGGAGCAGCCGUUGGUGAUCGCCGUGCUUCAAUGCAUUAUUAAUGCGCUGUUCAAGCCCUAUCCCACGAUCUCAGACAUUGCGUUGUACAUGGGCCUACUUCCUCUUUUCCCCGUGCUCAUGCGCCAUUUUCAGUGGUGGUUCUUUAUGUGCAACUCAUUUUUGCUGCUGGCUGUCCUUGGACCAGCCAUGUGGCACCAAUGGAUUCAAGUGGGCUCAGCUAAUUCCAACUUCUUCUACUCAAUUACCCUCCUACUUGCAAUUUGGCAAGUUGUAUUACUAGUUAUGCUGGUGGACGCCGCACUUUCAAAAGGGCAAAAUUUGGAGAAGGAAUCUCAGAAAACGAAGGCUGAAUGA
Ostreobium quekettii is the source of this 1392-nucleotide messenger RNA. Lineage: Eukaryota; Viridiplantae; Chlorophyta; Ulvophyceae; Bryopsidales; Ostreobiaceae. The record is from the annotation of a GenBank genome assembly.